Messenger RNA from Naegleria lovaniensis, 1608 nucleotides. RefSeq lists its product as uncharacterized. The transcript has a single exon. NCBI's taxonomy places the organism in Eukaryota, Heterolobosea, Eutetramitea, Acrasida, Naegleriidae. Bases 1 to 1608 code for a protein of 535 amino acids. The record is from RefSeq and is a predicted model, not a curated record.
AUGCAACAAACAGAAGGCUCUUCUUCUCCGUCCUUUAUUGGCUUUGGGUUAGAGGUGGCUCGUAGUGAUGAAUUGAUAGAACAUCCCAAUUCAGUGAUCCUUCUGGAAAAUCAACAUCUUGAUGGAGGAAUUGAUGAAGGAAAUGAAGCAACAACGACACCACAAAUUCCGAAUCCCUUGUUGAAGAAAUUGAAAAAACAAGAAUUGGAACUGGAAUUAUCGGAUAUGAAUUUUGCGUAUCAUUGUAAAUUUCCAGUGGAUAUUUUGAUGAAAGGCUCUUCUGGUAUUCGUCAAUUAAUUUCAAAAUUACUUUUUAGUAAUCACCGUAUCGAAAAUAGAGAGAAUGACAAUUUUGAGAGAGUGCAACAACAUCAAGCACUGAUAGAAAAUAAUGAGAAUCACCACAAUGAUGAAUUGUUGGGACAGAGAUCAACACAAACCAUUGUAAAACCAAAUAACGAUGGAAAUAAUUUAUUGGAGAAUCAAAUUGGAGUGACGUUUGUUGUGCCGCAUGACUUGUCGUUCUCAGAUCCAUCCAUGAAUCAAUAUUUGUUUGAACAAUUUUCUCAUCAAAGUUUAUUGAGCUGGAAUUGGAAUUCAAAAGCAGAUCAUACACAAAGUGUCUUUUCAAUGAUGCAAUAUUAUUAUGGACCUUUCAAAGUGUUUUUAUUAUUUAUGGUAAUUCUUAUUUUCACAACCAUCUGCAUGGUGAGUCUUGUGAAAGUGUCUUCACUUGGAAAGCAUAUCGAGAAUGUAUUAUUUGAAACCGUGAGGACUGAAGCAUUGAAAGUGAACCAUUCAGCAAGCGUCACAUCCAUUUUGAAGACUGCUCCAGCAAUCAAAACUAUCAUUUAUUUAACGCUAUUUCUAAUAGCAACAAUUUUGAUCAUUCUCAUCACAUCAAUUUAUGUGAUGCGAUUGAUAUUAAUUUUUAUAAGGAGAAGAGUGUUACAAAAAUUCGCAAAAACCAAGAAGGCUUUCAACUUGGAAGUGCCUCCUCCUCGAGAGAAGCUCGAUUUGGUUCUCUAUGACGACAAUUACAAUGGCACUUCUGAAGAGAAAAUAUCACAAGCUGUUUAUGGAUACAUUCAAUUAUCCAAACGAUUGAUAGUCACCAAUAGUAAUUCCUCAAUUCUUUCUCAAAAGACAACCAUCCAGUCGUCAUCCUCUUCACAAGAAUUAGCCAUUUCUAAUUUCGUGCUAGAGCACAUGAUGAAAUCCAUGAUUGAUUCACACAAUUCAUCAUCAUCAUCGUCUCCUUCUUCCUCUGUAGAUGCAUCCAUCACAACUUCAAAUUCUAUUCCUCUAUUACAACCUGCCAUCAUAGAAAUUGAACAUUUCUUAUUGAAAGAACAAAUUCCAACCUUUUCCAAACCCCAUGAAUAUCAUGCUUCCAAUUUUUCCAUCGCUCAAGAAUUUCUCUUAAUUGCACUUGCAAUGGCCCGAAAAGAAGUCAUGUUUAAGAAUUGUGGAUUUGUAUUGAUUCGAGUUCCCUCUGUGCAGUAUGGCAUGAUGCGAUUAUGUGAACAAUUGGGAUUUACAAUGAUUCAUCAACAAGUUGGAGAAUUUCCAAUGAGUUGGAGUGUUUAUAUGAGUCCAUUAAAUUGA